UUGGCUGCGAAUCCUCAACCGACAACACCUGCUUAACUCCUUCAUCCAAAUUGACACCCAGGGGCUCUGAGGAAUAUAGGCAGCAUCCCUUCCAGCUCAUGCAUUCAGUCCCACAGAGCCGCUGCUGCAGCCACCACAGAUUCCGGGGUGAACCCUCGCGCGCUCGCACCGCCGGAUCCUUGCUGGGAAUAGAGGCGCACUGUCCCGACAGACAGACGGGCGAGAUGUUGGUCAAGCUGGCCGUGGCGCUGCUGGUCCUGUCCGUGCUGGAGCAAGUAGUGGGGUUGGAUACUAUUGAUUUUCACGACAGUCCUCCGGAGAAGCCGCUGAGCCAGAAAGGGCGCCUCUCUCUGCAGAACACAGCUGAGAUCCAGCAUUGCCUGGUGAACGCCGGCGACGUCGGCUGCGGUGUGUUCGAAUGCUUUGAGAAUAACUCCUGCGAGAUACGAGGGCUUCAGGAAAUCUGCAUGACGUUCCUGCACAACGCUGGCAAAUUUGACUCUCAGGGGAAGUCGUUUAUCAAAGAUGCUCUGAAAUGUAUGGCGAACGGACUACGGCACAAGUUCAGCUGCAUCAGCAGAAAGUGUGUGUCCAUAAAAGAGAUGGUGUUCCAGCUCCAGAGAGAAUGCUACAUCAAACACAACCUGUGCUCUGCUGCGAAGGAAAACGUGGCCGUCAUGGUGGAGAUGAUCCAUUUCCAGGAUCUUUUCCCCAAAGGUCCAUAUGUGGAGCUGGUGAAUAUACUCCUGAGCUGUGGGGAGGAAGUGAAGGAGGCGCUGACGAGGAGCGUCCGGCUGCAGUGCGAGCAGAACUGGGGGGCUCUGUGCGACAGCCUCAGCCUCUGCUCCUCCCUCGAGUCGCCUCCCGCCAGCACCGCUGUCGGACAGCACCGCCACCACCUGCCUUCUCACCUGGAGCCGGAGCACCCUCGCCCUCCCCGGCAAGACAAAGAGAAAGUCGGUAAGGCGGGCUUCGGCACUCACCCACGCAACCGCAAUCAGGGAUCCCGACGUCACAAUUUGGAAGCUGGACUGGUGGCUGAACAGGAAGACUCCAAGGCCACCGACAUCCGGAGGUGAAAACUCAGGAGAAACCAUGAAGCUCGGGCGACAUUUGAAAGCCACACUUGCAGACUUGUGCACACCUCACACACACACAUACACACACACAUAUCACAAUGCAGACAGACUGAACAGGAGGAAACAAGCGCCAACCUUUCCAGUCCUUCUUCCGCCUCUCCAGUCAUUCCAGCAGCCCCACACGGUAAACUUGCAGGGUAAUUGGGGUAUAGCUUCAUACUGUUACGCCAGACUCUAGGCCGCAGUUUCUGUUUAUUCUUAUAAUGAAUAACAAAUGUAAUUGUCAUGAUCAUAUCAACUGAUUUUGGCUCUAAUAUAGCAUUUCUCACACUUACUGUAAAAUUUGAUUAUAUUUGUAUUAUUUAUUUUAUUCUUUAUGCAAUGUUAAAAUAUCAAAAUGUAAAUAGAAAUAAACAUAUCUAUAUUUAUAUAAUCAUGUAUAAAUAUAGCUUCAAUUUGCAAUAUUGAUAUAGGAUAGGUGGCCCUGUGAUGGACUGGCAUCCUGCCUCCCACUACAUGACAGCUGGGAUAGGCUCCAGCAACCCCCACCCCACAAAACCCUGAGCAGAAUGAAGCGGGUAUAGAAAGAGAUGGAUGGAUGUAGAAUAGGUGACAUGUUCUCUCCACAGUAUUCCACCCAUCACUCAUUGGUUUGUAGAUAUGUAAGAUACACAAUUUGCUGUUUUAAAGUGAGAAUGUGUAUUAUAGCUAUAGAUACUUGAUGAUUUAAAAAAACAAAAAAAACAAAUUGUGCAGGUUUUGUCCAGUUCUGGCACAUAGGAAUUUUAGCGCAAACUUGUGCAUUCUUAAAGUGAAAGUCCACUUUAAAGAGGAUGAAAAUGUAAUAUUAUGAAGAGUCAUUUUUACAGCUGUACACAUCUCCAUAAGAAAAACUAAGAUCAUGUGAAUUGGAAAAAGGAUGUAACAAAGCAAAUGUAGUUUUUUGGGACUCUGUUGUUUCAUACACUUUGAAAUGUGUCACUUUAAUGCAAAAAUGAUUGCACCCGUCUCUUUCAUUGUUUAUAGAGCUUUAGGAACUGUCUCUGAGGCAUUACAGGUCAUUUAUAUGUGCUUAUUUUCAGGAGAUGAUGCUUCUGUUCUCACACAGUAACUGAACUGACGUAAUGCAUUCUCUUUGAGCUGGUUUUCCAUUUAACUGUGAGCUACCAGUUAGAGGCAGCCAACAAAGGUUGUUUGAAUUCAAAGGGAAAAAAAAUAAAAAAAUCACAAACAUAACGGUGCCUAAACGUUGUCCACAGUGACCGCUUCUCUGUGAUUUAAGUAAAGGGGUGAUACUUUAUUAUGGGGAGAUUUACUGUUGAGCUAUUUUUAUGAUGGUGUUGAGCCACGAGUCUUAGAUUUUGCACUUUGGAUUAUUGUCAGUUUGUGUUGGACUGCUGCAAUUUGAGGAAAAUGACCAGAUUAUUCACCCUCCCUGAGCAACCUGGGUUUCCUUAUCACUGACAGCACUAUGUCCUGCAUGGCUCCUUAGGACCAGAUUGAGCCCCUUUCUGUAGUCGAGCCAUGUUGCCCACGUCUGGUGCCCCAGCGGACAGGAAAUAGGUUUGAAAGAAACCUUCCAGAUCUCUGGCUGUCUUUAAAUUAGUCCCUGUUCCUCUCUAGUCUCUUACUUGGGUCCCAAUGUGAAGGCCUGUUAUUUGUUAGAGCUACAGGCAACACAGCGAGAGCCCAGGAACUGGGUUACGUCCACACACGGGGGCUCUGGCACUGUUAUUCUAAAUGUUAUAUUUACCGAGGCCACCAGAGAAUUCCUCUGGGUCACAGCCAAGAACCAAUAUGCAGGGAGGUGGAGGAGAGAAGUAGGAGGGAGAGGGACCCGCUCAACAUCCUUUUUUUUGUUUUAUUUACGUGAUCAUUCACUCUGUCUUCUAAUGUCUUCUUUUCUUCCUCUUUUAAGUCAGAAACACACUCUUUUUGACCAUUUCAGGUCUGUGACAUGCUUUAGCUGUAGAGCGUCUGAGUAUAUUCCACCUCCUGCUGAGGUGUGCUUGGUGCAAAAGGCAAACAAAAGUUCUUUUUUUUCAGAUAUAGUAAUGCUCAGCUGUUAUUUUUUUUUCUUUUUUUUACUCAGACAUUUAGAGAAUAUUAUAUGUUAGACUUUCAUGCUUUUUUUGUCCUUUUUUGUGUAUUAUUCUUUUGUGGACGUUGGGUUAUCCCAGCACAAGACAUAAGCUAAUUCUAUGAGAAUGUACUGUAUGAGUGUAAAGUGACAAUCUGUUCAGCUCUCUGUCAUAAAGAUUAACAUGUCUUUUUGUAACAAAGUGGCUUGAAUAGCUUUUCUGUUUGGGUUCAGAGAUAAAUAAAAACUAACCCUGUUUCCUGUA
This is a messenger RNA of Oryzias melastigma (Indian medaka), 3424 nucleotides long. It is a transcript of the gene stc2a, whose product is annotated as stanniocalcin 2a. Lineage: Eukaryota; Metazoa; Chordata; Actinopteri; Beloniformes; Adrianichthyidae. The coding region runs from base 99 to 1079 and encodes 326 amino acids. The record is from RefSeq and is a predicted model, not a curated record. Gene Ontology annotation, biological process: intracellular calcium ion homeostasis. Gene Ontology annotation, molecular function: hormone activity. Gene Ontology annotation, cellular component: extracellular region. The transcript has 4 exons.